ACUUCAGAAAUAACCUCCUACACCUUUACUGAAGUCUGACCUCCCCUCCUGACACCAUGUGUUACAACUACUAUGGGAACUCCUAUGGAGGCUGUGGCUAUGGCACUGGCUGUGGCUAUGGUUCCAGUUGUGGAUAUGGCUGUGGCUAUGGCACUGGCUGUGGCUAUGGUUCCAGCUGUGGAUAUGGCUGUGGCUAUGGCACUGGCUGUGGUUAUGGCUUGGGCUGUGGCUAUGGUUCCAGCUGUGGGUAUGGCUGUGGCUGUGGCUCUGGCUGUGGAUACAGCUCUGGGUAUGGCUCUGGCUAUGGAUAUGGUUUAGGGUGUGGCUGCGGAUAUAGCGCUGGCUGUGGAUAUGGAUCUGGCUGUGGAUACGGUUGUGGCUAUGGCUCUGGCUGCUAUGGUUACAGACCAUUUUACUACAGAAGGUGCUAUACCUCUUGCUGCUAAUCAUCAUGACAAGUAAUUCCUUGCCUUUGAUGUGACUACUCCAAGUUCAAAUUCAGUUGAAAUUCCUCUUAUCCCUUAAUGUAACAUUAAGGAUUAAUUUUUGUCUGUUGGGCACUUGUUUUAAUAUCAAAGAGGUUGCUUUCAAUUGAUAAAGAUUGUCCAUUACACUAAUGAAGAUAGAAGACCUUAUUCUGAUCAUUUUGCAAAUGAACAUUCUUAUAUCUUUUCCUGUCUCUGUAUUUUAUCUAUCUGCAGAAGUGCAGAUAUAUAUAACUGGAGUGCAUUAAAAUGGAAGAAAAAUAGAAGUUUCUUAAUAAAAUGCUUUAUUUGCUA
Messenger RNA from Oryctolagus cuniculus (rabbit), 779 nucleotides. NCBI's taxonomy places the organism in Eukaryota, Metazoa, Chordata, Mammalia, Lagomorpha, Leporidae. The record is from RefSeq and is a predicted model, not a curated record.